AAUAUUUCAAUGCUGCAACCACACAGUGCAAAGAUCUAACGGCAGUAGUACAUGGUGAAAUCUGUAGCGCUGUCUUUGAACACAUGUAGUGUAAAUUAACAGGUUGUUUGUUUAGGAUUUGUUUCUUUUUCAGGCACUCUAACAGAGCGAAUGCAGGGCGAAGCUGACCUAUUUUACCGACAGCUUCCAAAAGUGGAGCUGCACGCUCACCUGAAUGGUUCCAUCAGCUCGGCCACGAUGCAGCGGCUCAUUGCUCAGAAGCCACACCUCCACAUCCAGCACAGCAUGACUGCCAUCAACAGGGGGCAGCGCAGGACGCUCGAUGAGUGUUUCCAGGUGUUUGAAGUAAUCCACCAGUUGACGGAUAGAGUGGAAGACAUAUUCACGGUAACCACAGAUGUCAUAAAGGAGUUUGCUUCAGACGGAGUGAAAUACCUGGAGUUGAGAAGCACACCCAGAGAGGAGAAGAGCACAGGGCUGACUAAAAGGAAGUAUGUAGAAACAGUACUUGAAGCCAUCAAACACUGUAAACAAGAAGGUGUGGAUGUCGAAGUAAGAUUUUUGGUGGCCAUUGACAGAAGGCAUGGUACCGAAGUUGCCAUGGAAACUGUAAAGAUGGCUGAAGAUUUCUCUGUGUCCAGCGAUGGUGUUGUGGUGGGGCUGGACCUCAGCGGAGACCCGACGGUAGGUCACGGCAAGGACCUCAUUCCUUCACUUCAGAGGGCUAGGAAUUCAGGACUCAAACUGGCUCUGCACCUGGCUGAGGUGCCCAGUCAGCAGGAAGAGACUCAGUUGCUCCUGAGUCUCCCCCCUGACAGGAUAGGACAUGGUACCUUCCUUCACCCAGAAGUGGGCGGGUCACAGGAGCUCGUGGACACCGUGAUGAAGAAACGCAUCCCUCUGGAGCUGUGCAUGACCUCCAACAUCAAGGGCCAGACUGUCUCCUCCUACGAUAAACAUCACUUCCUGUACUGGAACAACCUGGGCCAUCCCUGUGUCCUCUGUACGGAUGAUAAGGGGGUUUUUGCCACCGAGCUCUCCCAGGAGUACCAGUUGGCUGCCACUACCUUUAACCUGAGCACAGCUGAGGUGUGGGCCCUGUCGGAGCAGGCGAUCGACUGCAGCUUCGCCCCGGAGUCGGUCAAGCAGGAUCUGAGGCGCCGGUGGGCACAACUCAAACGAGAGAUACACAGCUGACAGCCUUUUCAAUACAUUUAGAGCCUCCGAUUGCUCAGUGGUUGUGUUUGUGGGGAGUCGCUGAAACCAAACCCAGACUCUUACCCUUCACUGUUACAAUAAAACCUUUCACCUGUAAAGGGGCGUUCACACCGGACGCGUCGCGCUGCAGUACUGUUCACACCACACGCGGCAGGGUAAAUUCAGUGGGCGGUCCGUUGUUACGUCACGGCUGCAGGUACAGUGGCUUUUGGUUACCGAGCAACAAACAGUAAAUUCCAGCGGGAAAAUAAAGCUAUUUUGACAGAACUGAAGACACUGACAAAAGACAAAACUGAGGAGCGAAACAUUUAUAAAUAUUUUUUUAUAAAAUCUAAUUGUAACCCCCACACCACCACAAUCCCCCCCCCCCCCCUCCUUUUGUAUUAAUUUUGUUAAAAACUGUUAAAAAUAUAAUAAAUGUACGCCAAAUAAAACAUUUUUCUUUAUCUUUUAACAGUUGUCUGUCUGCAGUUAAUUUAUCAAAAAAAAAAAAAAAAAAAUGCUUACGUUGCGUAGCACCACCCCGAAAGACCCCCCCCCCCCCCUCUCCCAAAGAAAAGAAAACAGUACGGCGAAUACCACCGGCUGCUCCAGGUGAAGUGGCAGCACAGCAUGUUUUAAAUAAAUAAAUACAGCGGGUCUUUUUAAGUUUACUAUCUUUUACAUUUUUACUUAUGGGUCAUUCCGUGUCAAUACAUCAUUGUCACCCAUAGGUCUCAGAUUUGGAUAAAACGUUUUGCUUUAUCUUUUAAAAGUUUGUCUGCAGUUAAUUUAUCAAAAAAAAAAAAAAAAAGCUUACGUUAUAGAAGCAGGUGCAUAAUUAUUUUCAAUGUGGAGUUUAGCACAAAAAAUAUAUAUUACCUCAUUUACGUAAUUAUGUAUAUUUAAUAUUCACUCGGUAAUCUCAUUUGUACACCCACAGACCACCAUUCUACAUCUUUUUUUUUUUUUUAAUUGUAUUAUACAACGCCAGGAAAUCUGAAAUUUAAAGCGCGGCAAAAGUUGAAAAUAUUUGAUCUCUUGCGCGUCCCUCUGCUGCUGCGCGUAACCGCCUUCAUUGAAAACCAUUGCUUUUGCCGCGCCGCGUCCGGUGUGAACGCCCCUUAAGGCUUUUAAAACUCUUGCUUCCCUCACAUUGUAGCUUUUUAGCUUGGCACGUGGCCCAAAAUACACCCAUGUUGGAGUGACUGGCUUUUCAUAACUCAGAGUGUAGCUGUGGUCUUUGGUCAGAUAACACUUUUGUAUUUUGCAUAAAUUGUUUCUGCUUAAUAAGCUGUUUUGAGCCUGUGUACUAACCAAUUGAAACACACUAUUGGCACAUGGAGGUUUUUUCUGAUGAACACGCACCUUCUGUGGGGCAGGGUACACCUUGUUCCAGUUAAAUAGCACAAGCUUAUUGUUUCUUCAGCCAUCUGUUCUUUUGCAUUGUACAACCCGUUACUUAUGCUUCCCAUUUAAAUGGUAAAGAAAUCAUUGAAACUGUCUGUAAACAGUUGUGUGAUUUUCCUGUGUUUUGUAAUUUAAGCUCUGAAUCAACGCAGGGUUAAUAAAUUCUUAAAAUUAAGCAAA
Molecule: messenger RNA, 2787 nt
Organism: Acipenser ruthenus (sterlet)
Lineage: Eukaryota; Metazoa; Chordata; Actinopteri; Acipenseriformes; Acipenseridae
Gene: mapda
Product: adenosine deaminase-like
Exons: 10
Coding region: 151-1197 (348 amino acids)
Biological process (GO): inosine biosynthetic process; adenosine catabolic process
Molecular function (GO): adenosine deaminase activity
Source: RefSeq, a predicted model, not a curated record